AUGGUGCGGGUGGUGGCCCUGUGGGCGCUGCUGGUGCACGUGCGGCCCCAGCCGAGCCCGGCGGCCGGCGGCGGGCGGGCGCUGCUGCACACACACGUGCGGUGGGAGGCCGACGACCACGACGACCGGCUCGCCGGCCGCUUCCUCCGCACCAUCGUCUACGACCAGCGCGCCGACUUCGCCAACAUAUCUCAGAUGUUCGACGGCGACCUCAAACUCCUCAGCCGCGUCGACUACGUCGUAGAUUACGAAAACUACAUCUCCAGAAAAUACAGCAGAUACAAAAGGGAGACCCACUCGCUCAUAGCUCCCUUCGAUAUAUCUAAAAUGUUCAAAAAGAAAAAGUAUAAAAAUAAAACGGACAAUAUGUCGCAGCCGAGCGCCUCGUCCCUGCAGGCCAGCAUGGCCGGCCGGCCGGACGACGCGGAGCAGGCGGCCGACGCCGCCCGCUCCACGUACCCGAACAACAAGCGGGACACCGGCCGCACAGCGCCCGACACCCUCGCGACCCAACAAACGUACACGACGCGUCACAAUCAUAUAUACAAUUCCAGUGCACAAUCGUCAAAACCGAUUCCACCUCUACGACUGAAAAUCACAGAAGAGGAGGGCGGCGGUGAUGUGAAUAGUGCUGGCGGAGGUGGUUCCGGCAGACGCGAGGUGCGGCUCCCGUACAAGAAGAAACCUACCGAAAACGAAACAUUGUGGCCGGUGAAGCAUGCGGCCGUCGUCGAGGGUGACAUCAUACUCGGUGGACUUAUGAUGGUGCACGCGCGGUCGGAGGGCGCGACGUGCGGGCGCGUGAUGUCUCAGGGCGGCGUGCAGGCGCUGGAGGCGAUGCUGUUCGCGCUGGACGAGGCGGCGCGCGCGCGCCUCCCGCCGCCCGGCGUGCGGCUCGGCGCGCACGUGCUCGACGACUGCGACAACGACACCUACGGCCUCGAGAUGGCGCUCGACUUCAUCAAGGGCUCGAUAAGCAACAUCGACGACGCGGAAUACGCGUGCAACGCGACCGCCGUCCGGAAGGUGAUCUCCGGCGUGGUGGGCGCGGCCUCCAGCGUCACCUCAGUGCAAGUCGCCAACCUGCUGCGACUCUUCAAAAUACCCCAAGUUUCGUUUUUCUCGACGUCUCCAGAACUAUCGAACAAAGCUCGCUUCGAGUACUUCACAAGGACCAUUCCUUCCGACCAACAUCAGGUUCGAGCGAUGGUCGAAAUAGUGAAGAAACUGGGCUGGAAAUAUGUGUCCAUUAUAUACGAGGAGUCCAACUACGGCAUCAAGGCAUUCGAAGAACUGGAGACAUUGCUGGCACGUAACGACAUAUGUAUCGCAGUCAAGGAACGGCUCGUGAAGGACUCCGGCGAGGCGGACGAGAACGCCUACGACGCAAUAGUGUCACGGUUGUUAUCUCGACCGAGAGCUAGAGGGGUGAUCGUGUUCGGGUCGGACCAGGAGGUGGCGGGCGUGAUGGCGGCGGCGGGGCGGCUGCGCGCCACCGACACGUUCGGGUGGGUCGGCUCGGACGGGUGGAGCGCGCGCGCGCUCGUCUCCGAGGGCAACGAGGCCGCCGUCGAGGGCACCAUCAGUGUGCAGCCGCAGGCCAACCCCGUGCGAGGCUUCCGCGACUACUUCCUCAACCUCACCGUGCAGAACAACCCGAGGAACCCCUGGUUUGUCGAAUUUUGGGAGGAUCACUUCCGAUGUCGGUACCCGGGCAGCGCGCGCACGCCCUACAACGGGCAGUACUCGCGCGCGUGCUCGGGCCGCGAGCGACUCACCGCCGACAACACGGAGUUCGAGGCGCAGCUGCAGUUCGUCGCCGACGCUGUUCUCGCCUUCGUGCACGCCAUCAGGGACAUGCACGACGAUCUGUGCGGCGGCAAGCCGGGGCUCUGCGAGGCGAUGCGGCCGGCGAGCGGCGCGGCGCUCCUGCGCUACCUGCGGAAAGUGCGGUUCAUAGGUCUCAGCGGCGACGAGUUUCAUUUCGACAGUAACGGCGACGGUCCCGUGCGCUACAACAUCCUACACUUCAAGCAAGUCUCGCCGGGAGUCUAUCGCUGGCUUAAGGUCGGCAGAUAUCUGGACGGGGAACUGGAACUGAACAUGGACGACAUCCAAUUCAAAUGGGAGGAGCGGCGGCCGCCGGAGUCGGUGUGCAGCGCGGAGUGCGAGCUGGGGCAGGCCAAGCAGUACGUGGAGGGAGAGAGCUGCUGUUGGCACUGCUUCAACUGCACACAAUACGAGAUCCGGUCGCCGGUGUCGGAGACGGCGUGCGCGGAGUGUCCGCUGGGCACGCUGCCGGACGCGGCGCGCACCAGCUGCGCGCGCGUGCCCGAGCUCUACCUGCGGCCCGACCACCCCGCCGCCAUCGGAGCCAUGGCCUUCUCCACGCUCGGUCUACUGCUCACUACAUUCGUGCUGAGCGUGUGGGCGGCCCACGGCGACACGCCGGUGGUGCGCGCCAGUGGCCGCGAGCUGUCGUUCGUGCUGCUGACCGGCAUCAUGAUGUGCUACCUCAUUACCUUCGCGCUCGUGCUGCGCCCCACCGACUUCCUCUGCUCUCUGCAACGAUUUGGAACCGGCUUCUGUUUCACAGUGGUAUACGCGGCGCUCUUGACGAAAACCAACAGGAUAGCUCGUAUCUUUGACGCCAGCAAGCACUCCGCCCGCCGGCCCUCGCUCAUAUCGCCGAAGUCACAACUAGUCAUUUGCUCAAUACUAGUUUCAAUUCAGGUGGUGGUGGUGGUGGUAUGGCAGGUGGUGUCCCCGGCGCGCGCCAUCCACCACCACCCGUCGCGGGAGGACAACAUGCUGGUGUGCGACUCGUACGUGGACGCCUCCUACACCAUCGCGUUCUUCUACCCGGUGGUGCUCAUCGUGGUGUGCACCGUGUACGCCGUGCUCACCAGGAAGAUACCGGAGGCCUUCAACGAGAGCAAGCACAUCGGGUUUACAAUGUACACGACUUGCGUGAUCUGGCUGGCGUUCGUGCCGUUAUAUUUCGGCACCGCGAGCCACGUCCCGCUGCGGGUGACCAGCAUGGCCGUCACGAUCUCCCUGAGCGCGAGCGUCACCCUCGCCUGUCUCUUCGCGCCUAAGCUGUACAUAAUCAUAGUGCGGCCGGAGCGCAACGUGCGCGCGACGCUGAUGCCGCCGCGGUGGCGCGCGGGCGGCGCGGGGUGCGCGGGGGGCGCGGCGCGCGCGGGGGGCGCGGCGGGCGCGGCGGGGGGCGCGGUGUGCGCCGCCUUCGUGGGCGCCGCGCCGCUGCCGCGCGCCGCCGACCUCACGCCCUCCACCGACCUCUCCACGCUCAACGACACCGAAAAGAACGGCUCGUUGGAUAGACAAGUCCAGACCGAUGAGACGUUUUUGUAUCCUCGACUGAAACUCAUCAGUAGUGAUCGUCACAACUGCGACAUAGAAGAAAAUGGGUUGUGCCUGGAUCCUAGGCGGCUACUGGAGCUGCGCAGCAUCGGCGGGGGCGCGGUGCCGGCGUACCACGUGGACGGGGCGGCGGGGGUGGUGGGGGCGGUGGGGGCCGUAGGGGCGCUGGGGGCGUUGGGGGCGACCGCCGGCGACGCCGUGGACAGCGCCACGAGGGUGGAUUUUGGUGGACUCACCGGGAGCGACAGGGGGCAACUCCUGUUUGCUGUGCCUGCUCCAGGGGAAGCCCUGGAGCAGCCUGUGGAGGCGCUAGCCUCCGUAUUACCCGCCCAACUUCGGUUGGGCGUGUCUCUUUUGGCGCCGAUCUGA
Achroia grisella is the source of this 3753-nucleotide messenger RNA. RefSeq names its product metabotropic glutamate receptor 2-like. Bases 1 to 3753 code for a protein of 1250 amino acids. Gene Ontology annotation, biological process: G protein-coupled receptor signaling pathway. The transcript is spliced from 18 exons. Lineage: Eukaryota; Metazoa; Arthropoda; Insecta; Lepidoptera; Pyralidae. The record is from RefSeq and is a predicted model, not a curated record. Gene Ontology annotation, cellular component: membrane. Gene Ontology annotation, molecular function: adenylate cyclase inhibiting G protein-coupled glutamate receptor activity.